GACCGGCACGCCCACGGAUGCCUCGCAGUUCCGGCGGCAUAGCGUUCCAGACCUGGUGCCCGAGCCUGCGGAGGAGAAUGGCGAGGAGAGCAACGGCUCCCAGAUUGCAAUCUCCACGGAGUUCUCCCCGGACACAGGAUCUAUCGGCGAUGAUCAUGAUCAUGCUGCCGUGGGCACGGGGUAUCUGGAGGUGGUGAGUGCCUUCAAGCGAUUGAGUCUCUCUGGAGUACAGGCAUGGGUGGCCAUUCUAUUGGUGACCACCUUUGGAGAGAUCAUCUUCAAGGGCGUUCUGGCUCCCACCAUGCCGACCCUCUGCUAUCACGCCUAUGGAACAUGUGACUCCUGCAACGUGUGGUACGAUAAGCACAUCUACGCCAGUGCACAAUUGAUCAUCUACAUUUUGUGUUCCGCUGCGUUGCUCUUCGUGAUCGCCUUUGAACGCCUUCAAGGCGUACCUGCACGGCAUCCAGCCCUACUGGAAGUUCUGGGGGGUGAAGAUUGUGGUGAGCGUCACCUACUUUCAAUGGCUUCUUUUUAA
This is a messenger RNA of Cladocopium goreaui, 538 nucleotides long. NCBI's taxonomy places the organism in Eukaryota, Dinophyceae, Suessiales, Symbiodiniaceae. The record is from the annotation of a GenBank genome assembly.